AUGUCAAGUAACGGAAUACAUGAUGAAGGAGCGAUUGCCGUUUCUUCCGCGUUGCGUCUUUCUUCAAAAAUAAAGACCCUAAAUCUGCGGGCCAAUCGUAUUACAUUUUACGGCGUGUACAAGCUGAUUGAUGCUUUGGAACCUGUUUUGCAUUGCAUUUCUUCCGCCCUCGCGGAGAGUAUCAACGAGAGGGAGCCUGCUAAAGCCAAAGGUUUCGAUGAUACACAGAGCGUUUCAACAAAACUUUCAGUGCGUGAAAACUUGGAUAUUAGUGUGGAUGCUGUCGAUGAGAGUGUUGGAGAGGGGACUUCGCAAGUUAUACAGGAUGAUAAUUCUCCUGCAGAAAUUUACAAUGAGACGCUUCAUACUCUCUGGCUUCGGCAUAAUGAUGAUGUACCGGAUGAGCUUCUCAAAAUUGUGGAUACAAUUCUUGCCAAGAGGUUUCCUCAACCACCUCCAGGUAUCUCAAAAAAAAAGAAGAAGACUGCCGCCUCAAAACAGAAAAGCAAAUAG
Trypanosoma grayi is the source of this 513-nucleotide messenger RNA. Its product is annotated as putative leucine-rich repeat protein (LRRP). Bases 1 to 513 code for a protein of 170 amino acids. The transcript has a single exon. Lineage: Eukaryota; Euglenozoa; Kinetoplastea; Trypanosomatida; Trypanosomatidae. The record is from RefSeq and is a predicted model, not a curated record.